CAAUGUCUUUCUCAGCUGGGGCAGUCUCUGGGGUCCGCUGAUCCUGCCCGCGGUCAGUUUUAAGUUAUUUACUUAGAACCCCCCUUAGUUUUUCCCUGAUAUAUUUUUUCCUCAAUAAAGUUUAAGAAAUUCAAAAAUAUCACUUCGUACUGCUCGAGUAAGGAUUUCGAAGAUCGCAUCGCGAAAAGGAGUAGUGCUAUUCACUAUAAAUGAAAUGUAUCAGCCCAAAGGCGUUCCAGGUUCAAGCUUAGCCCACAACAAUGCAGCAGUGCAUAGUCAGUCAUUAGACUGUGAUGACGGCUCAAUGGAUCCGACCAGUGGAGGCAAUAACAUCAACAAUCCUAGUCUUGCUUCAAAGCAACGUCUGCGUUGGACCAAUGAGCUUCAUGAACGAUUUGUUNGAACUUUGGUAAACCUGCAAGCUGCCGUAAGAGCUACACCGAAAGGCGUUCUUAGAGUCAUGGGUGUACAAGGCCUAACCAUUUACCACGUAAAAAGCCAUUUACAGAAAUAUCGACUUGCUAAAUAUCUUCCAGAUUCCUCAUCUGAUGGGAAAAAACCUGAUAAGAAAGAAUCGAGGGAUAUGCUAUCAAGUUUGGAUGGUUCAUCAGGAGUGGAAAUCACUACGGCUCUAAAGCUGCAGAUGGAGGUGCAAAAGCGACUGCACGAGCAACUGGAGGUCCAGAAACAGCUACAACUUAGAAUAGAAGCCCAAGGGAAGUAUUUGAAGAAGAUAAUCGAAGAGCAACAGCGGCUCAGUGGAGUUCUUUCAGAAGUUCCUGGUUCUGGGGUCGCUGCUCCUCCAACUGGUGACAAUGGCCCAGAAUCUGAUAAUAGGAGUGAUCCAGGGACUCCUGCACCAACAUCUGAGUCCCCUAAUGUUGAGAAGCAUGUAAAAGCACAUGCCCCAACCAAGAGCCUUUCUGUGGACGAAUCAUUCUCCUUGCAGCAUGAGCCUCUCACUCCAGAUUCUGAUUGCCCAGAGUCGUCGCCAUUGGAGAGCCCUAAUGGCGAGAGGUCAUCGAAGAAACGCAGAGUGGGCACAAAUGCAGCCUUUGCAAAAGACGAUGUGGCACUUACACAUCAGAUAUUGGAAUCAAGCUUGAGCCCACGAUACCAGCAACCACCUUCAGUUUUUAUGACGGGGGACCAAUUUAAUCGUACAUCAGGAUUAUCUCUUGGCAUUGAGGAUCACCAAGUUUCUGGUAACAACAUGUAGUUAUUCGGUACCCAGCACACUGCUUGUGCAACAUGACUCCAUUUCGUGUAGUUUGUGUAAUCUCUGAUAAGAUAUGUUCUCAUUUGGUCACAGAUACUGCAUGGUUUUCUAAUGUAGUUCGUUUAAUUCUCUAUUUAAUCUUCAGGGUUCUAACUAUUGCUUUAUGAUAUAGGGGCAGUUCUAAUUUA
Messenger RNA from Nicotiana tabacum (common tobacco), 1407 nucleotides. Lineage: Eukaryota; Viridiplantae; Streptophyta; Magnoliopsida; Solanales; Solanaceae. The record is from RefSeq and is a predicted model, not a curated record.